Molecule: messenger RNA, 1377 nt
Organism: Seriola dumerili (greater amberjack)
Lineage: Eukaryota; Metazoa; Chordata; Actinopteri; Carangiformes; Carangidae
Gene: sumf2
Product: sulfatase modifying factor 2
Exons: 9
Coding region: 149-1048 (299 amino acids)
Cellular component (GO): endoplasmic reticulum
Source: RefSeq, a predicted model, not a curated record
UGUCCGACAGAAAAGGAGAACAAUAUGCGUUUAAUUGAAGUUUGAGAAGUCCUGCUGCUAGGUCUCUUAAAACUGUUAUGUGUAACCUUUAUCAUAUAGCUAAAUGCGUUAUGUCAGCUGAGUGUUAGCUCAAACAAGCUUGUUAAAAAUGAACCUUAAAAUCGUGUCCUGGAUAUUCGCUGUGCUUUUACUAACCGUGGCAGCAGCAGAUGAGAUGCUGAAUAUACCAGGAGGAAAGAUGUUGAUGGGAACCAGAGCAGCUGACGGGAGAGAUGGAGAGUCCCACACCAAGGAGGUUACACUGGGACCUUUUCAAAUGGACAAAUAUCCUGUCACGAAUGCAAAUUUCAGAGACUUUGUGAGAGCGCAGAAGUACAAAACUGAAGCUGAGACUUUUGGUUGGAGCUUUGUGUUUCAAGACUUUGUGUCUGAAGAGCUGAAGGGCAAAGUCACACAGAAGAUUGAGUCUGCUCCUUGGUGGUUGCCUAUAGAGCGGGUGUUUUGGAGGCAGCCUGCAGGACCCGGUUCAGGCAUCCGGGAGCGCCUGGACUUCCCAGUGGUUCAGGUGAGCUGGAAUGACGCUCAGGCCUUCUGCCAGUGGAAGGGCAAGAGACUGCCCACUGAAGAGGAGUGGGAGUGGGCUGCACGUGGGGGGCUGCAAGGUCGGACCUAUCCGUGGGGGAAUAAGUUCCAGGCCAACAGAACCAACCUGUGGCAGGGAUCGUUUCCAGAAGGAGACACUGCAGAGGAUGGAUACCAUGGCAUUUCUCCUGUCACAGCAUUUCCUCCUCAGAACAGCUACGGACUGUAUGACAUGAUGGGAAACACAUGGGAAUGGACAGUCACGCCCUUUCCUGGAGCGCAGCCAAUGUAUGUGCUGCGUGGUGCCUCCUGGAUCGACACGGUGGAUGGGUCAGCCAAUCAUAAGGCUCGAGUCACAACCAGGAUGGGCAACACUCCUGACUCCGCCUCUGAUAACCUGGGAUUCAGGUGUGCUGCCGACGAUGGACAGAAACAAGGGAAGAAGAAAGACAAAACAGAACUGUAGCAACAAACAGGAAGUUUACAGACAAACAGGAGUAGUAAGUGAAUGACAGUAAUGUCCAUAUGAACCAUAUGAAUAUAAGUGUUUAUUGAUUCAGGUGCAAUUAAUGGAUCUAAUGACUUUCAAGCUGAGAAAGAACAAGAAAAAAAAAGCAAAGGACCAAUGAAAUCUUCAUGACUAAGAAUGACUAUUAAUGAGUGAUGAUGGUAACAGGAAGGCAUGAGUGUAGGAACAAACUAUUUCUCCUGUGGAGAGCUUAGAUUUUUUUAAUGAAUUUGAUAAAGAAUAAACACAAACAUACUAAUACAUAACAUCAAACACAAUAAACAACU